GACGAGGAAAAGGAGGAGACCAUAGUCCGGACGAAUUUUGAGGGUGCACUAAAGUGGGCUUUAGUUACCGAUGACAGACUCGGGAUCAUGCUUUCUUCAGGUGUUACCGUAAAGGUCUCACCAAGUUUUGGGAAGCAUUGGUCCAUGAAUGAUCAGCAAUGGAGCAGAUCACUUUUCAUCAUGAUACUGUGCUGUCAGAUGUUCACAUGCUCCUGCCCAAUGGACACCGCCUCAUGACACGCCUCAACUGUGUUGGACAACCUGUCUUCACCUCCAAAUUCAAGAUCUUGUCAGAUGGUGAAAAGCAUGACAAUGGGAAAAAUUUAAAGAAGGCGGAUAAAUAUAAUGAUCCAAGGAAGGAGAGUGAAAGAGAUACAAAAGCCAAACAAGGAGAGGAUGGUGAGGAAGGAAAUUUGGAACAAUUCAUGGAUGAGGACGGAGACCUUGACAUCCACUAUCGACCAUGGAAAAACCCUACUGAAGGUAGUGGGAGAGACUUGGUCUGUCCAGUCAUUCUCAAACAGUCAAACCCUGUACUUGAACAAGAAGAGGAAACUAUGGCUGAUGAAGUUGAUACGUGUUUAAGGGACAUUAUAAGGAUUGGGCGGAAAUCCUGCACCAUUCUCCAGUCCUUUCCUGCUCCUUUAGUAACCGGCAGACUGGGGGUGUUCCAGGCAGAGCGAUAG
Molecule: messenger RNA, 686 nt
Organism: Larimichthys crocea (large yellow croaker)
Lineage: Eukaryota; Metazoa; Chordata; Actinopteri; Sciaenidae
Product: methyltransferase-like protein 22
Exons: 5
Coding region: 159-686 (175 amino acids)
Source: RefSeq, a predicted model, not a curated record